AUGGUGGAUCUGGCUCAACAUCCAGAGCUUUUCCAGCCUCUGCGCGAGGAACUUGUGCGUGUGUUGGGCACCGAGGGGUUGAAGAAGUCGGCACUUAACAACCUGAAGCUUAUGGACAGCGUACUGAAGGAGUCGCAAAGACUCAAGCCUGCAUUACUCUGUACAUGGCGUCGUUUGGCCACUGAGAAUAUCGAGCUCUCCAGCGGUUUCGUCAUCCGCAAGGGGCAGCGCGUGAUCAUCAACAACACACAUAUGUGGGACGACGAGUGGUAUGAUAGUCCGGAACAAUACGACGGGUACCGCUUCCUGCGCAUGCGAAACACCGAUGAGGAGAAGCAUGCCCAUCUCGUGAGCGCCAGCCCAAAGCAUACCGCGUUUGGCUACGGCCAGCAUGCCUGUCCAGGCAGGUUCUUCGCUGCGAACGAACUCAAAAUUGCCCUGGCCCAUCUGUUGCUCAAAUACGACUGGAAGUUGGCGGAUGAGACGAGAGACCCGACGCCUGUGCCCUUUGGCAUGGCGUUAUUGCCGGACCCAAACGUCAAGUUCCUGAUUCGGAGACGCAAGGAAGAAAUCGAUUUGAAUUUGCUCGAAUGCUGA
This is a messenger RNA of Colletotrichum chrysophilum, 597 nucleotides long. RefSeq lists its product as uncharacterized. The coding region runs from base 1 to 597 and encodes 198 amino acids. NCBI's taxonomy places the organism in Eukaryota, Fungi, Ascomycota, Sordariomycetes, Glomerellales, Glomerellaceae. The record is from RefSeq and is a predicted model, not a curated record. Gene Ontology annotation, molecular function: oxidoreductase activity, acting on paired donors, with incorporation or reduction of molecular oxygen; monooxygenase activity; heme binding. The transcript has 2 exons.